GUCGUUUGGAGACCAAGGAACACCAGUGCAGCGUCGCGAAUCUCGAAGAUGCUGCCCACGGGCUGGUCUAGGAUGGCACAGAGCCUGCACAGUCCUGCACUGUUCUCCUUCCGAGGACUGCACCCAGCCAGUGCAAAGCCUGUCAUUACCACCAAUAUCCGGCAGCAGCUCCAUGCUACCUUACAGGCCAGGUUUUCUGCUGCAAGAUUUCCCGGCAUUUCCGGGCUACGCGGCGGGAUAUGGUCGCAGAGACGACCUCUCUCUAGCCUCACAGGCCGGAGACAGCUCUUCGAUCCCCGUUUCUUCUCGUCCAACGCGUCCCAAACGACUGCAGUCCCCGCGGAGCUUCCCGUCCUUUCGCCGCCCACCGUGGGCAUCUGGCUCCUUGCGUCCUCUGCAUUGGUCUUCGCGGUAAUCGUCGUCGGUGGCGUCACCCGUCUAACGGAGUCCGGCUUGAGUAUCACGGAAUGGAAGCCCGUAACUGGAGUGUUACCUCCUCUGUCCCAGGCGCAGUGGGAGGAGGAAUUUAGCAAGUAUAAACAGACCCCUGAAUUCAAGCUUAUGAACCAUUCUAUGAACCUCGAAGAGUUCAAGCAAAUCUUCUACAUGGAAUGGGGUCACCGUGUCCUCGGUCGUAUCAUCGGUUUGGUUUUCGUUCUCCCACUGGGUUACUUCGCUCUCCGGAAGCGUCUCACCGCUACCAUGCCGAAAAACCUGUUUGGCAUGGCGCUGCUCCUCGGGGCGCAAGGUGCUCUAGGAUGGUACAUGGUUAAAUCCGGUCUGGAAGACUCACUCAUGGAGACCCCAGGAGCUGUUCCCCGCGUUUCGCAGUACAGGCUUGCGGCCCACUUGGGCGCAGCGUUCGUGUUGUAUGCGGGCAUGUUCUACACUGGCAUUGCGACUCUCAUGGACUGGAGGUACGCCAAGACUGGGGCGUGGGCUGGUCUCAAAGGCAGCGACAUGCAGUGGAAGGCCAUCCUGGAGACUCCGCUCGUCAGACGGUUUGCCAGGUACUCGAAGGCUUUGACUGCCCUGGUAUUUCUUACGGCUCUCUCAGGUGCAUUCGUCGCUGGCUUGGAUGCCGGCUUGCUUUACAACGAGUUCCCGCUCAUGGGCGGUCGCCUCGCUCCGCCAGCUGACGAACUAUUCGCACCGGAGUACGCCAAAGCCACGGACAAGUCUGAUAUCUGGUGGCGCAACAUCUUCGAGAAUCCGACUACUGUGCAAUUCGACCACCGUUGCCUGGCUAUCACCACAUACGCAUGCACAACUUUAAUGUUCCUUGCGACGCGCCGUCCCGCGUUUAGAGCGACUUUGCCGCCUUUGACCCGCAAGAUGGCUACCUCCGCAUUUGCCAUGGCCAAUCUCCAGGUCUUGCUGGGUAUAUCAACCCUACUCUACCUUGUCCCGGUCCCACUCGCGGCCCUGCAUCAAGCGGGCAGCGUCGCCCUGCUUACCACGCUCGUCCACCUGGUCGUCUCGCUCCGGAGACCCGGAGCAGCUGCUAGAGUGUGGCGUCAAGCCAUGAGAACGAGGCAAGCGACCCCGGCAUCCAAAGCAUAAUCUGGUGGAUCAGCCGCCAUACAGAACAUCACCUCUCAGCCUUCUCAUCCACUAUUUAUCGGAUAGAGACCGUGCCUCUGGUCGCAUCAAAAGGGCAGACUAAUACAAAUAUCAUGGAUUCCCGCAAACAGUACAGUACAAGAGGUAGCGGUUUUAGUCUUCGGUCAUCUGCACGUCGACGUCGCCGCCAGUCGCGGGCGCAGGGCCUUCUUGUUCCGCCGGUGCCGCAGCCGCCGUAGCGGGGGUUUCACCGCUGUCCUUGGGGACCAUUGUCUUCAGGUACACAUCGAUUUGUUCGCCCUCUAGGAUCCGGAAGGGUCCCUCUGGGGGUACAUUCUUCUCGUGCGCGCCCGCAGGCCCGAUGAUGCCUAUCGAGGUGUUAUUAAUUGUCAGCUCCUUAUCCUGCUGGAGCGUCUCCCGAAGGGCGUGCAGGCCGUGGCGGAUGAGCUCUUCGAGAUCGCAGUCCAUGAAUUUCUCGUAGUGCUUCUCCAGGUAGGUCUUCGCACUCUGGCUUCGUGCACCGAUGGACAUGGCAUAGUAUUCGUAAGAGUUUCCUGAAGGCGAAAAUUCGUAGAGGUGAGGUCCUGUCUUGUCACCGCCGAUGACCAGGAAGCCGACUCCGUACGGGCGUCGGCCAUACUCUUGUGUAUUGGCUUGUGCCUUGUCUGCAAUGGAAGACACCAAUCGGUUGACGGGAAUUGGGCGAUUGAAGACCAUGCGCGAGGACAUCGCUUGUUGACGCAUGAAGUUACUCAACACACGAGCAUCCGAAGUCAGGCCGGCAAUAGCAACACCGACAUGGUCAUCUAUCCGGUACAUCUUCUGCUGGUACGAAGCAAGCUCGCCUGUCGACCUCUUCAAAGCAAGCAGAAUGGCGUGCGUCUUUGACCUCAAGCCCACGGCUGCCGAGCCCUGCUUGACGGCCUCGAGAGCAUACUCGACCUGGUGAAGGCGGCCUUGUGGGGAGAAGACGGUGUUAUCCGAGUCGUAUGUGUUACGGAACAUAAUGAAGAAUGGGAAUGAGC
Messenger RNA from Phanerochaete carnosa HHB-10118-sp, 2588 nucleotides. RefSeq lists its product as uncharacterized. Gene Ontology annotation, molecular function: oxidoreductase activity, acting on NAD(P)H, heme protein as acceptor. Bases 73 to 1563 code for a protein of 496 amino acids. Gene Ontology annotation, cellular component: mitochondrial inner membrane. NCBI's taxonomy places the organism in Eukaryota, Fungi, Basidiomycota, Agaricomycetes, Polyporales, Phanerochaetaceae. The transcript is spliced from 9 exons. The record is from RefSeq and is a predicted model, not a curated record. Gene Ontology annotation, biological process: heme A biosynthetic process.